Molecule: messenger RNA, 1344 nt
Organism: Suricata suricatta (meerkat)
Lineage: Eukaryota; Metazoa; Chordata; Mammalia; Carnivora; Herpestidae
Gene: INCA1
Product: inhibitor of CDK, cyclin A1 interacting protein 1
Biological process (GO): negative regulation of cyclin-dependent protein serine/threonine kinase activity; negative regulation of cell population proliferation
Cellular component (GO): cytoplasm
Molecular function (GO): cyclin binding; cyclin-dependent protein serine/threonine kinase inhibitor activity
Source: RefSeq, a predicted model, not a curated record
CUGCGCCAGUCGACGGCUCUGUCCCCACGUGGCGUCCGUGACCCCUCGUACCUGACGCCUCACCGCCGCUCAGUUCCCUAACUGCCCCCGCCCGGACCCCCGGACGCCUGCGGCCCCGCCGGGCGGUCUCCCCCUGCGUGGCCGCGGUCCACGCUGCCAUGUGUCCGUUUCGCUUAGUCUGUACCACCGGCUCCAGGAAGGAACCUCCUUCGUCUCGGACCACACCCACGUGCCUUGCGCUCCCGUGUGUGUGUGUGUGUGUGUGCGUGCGUGUGUGCGUGUGUGUGUGUGUGCGCGCGCACAGCUGAUACAAUUGUCCAGACCUCAGGAAUAACCUCCUUUUCCCGGAUCCAUGCGGCCCCUUUGCGGUCUCUACAUCUUAGGCUGGUCUCGUCCCUGUUGCACGAGUGAAUGAUUCAUUUUACUCUGUCCUCCCAGCACCGAUGAGGAGACUCAGUCCGGCCGCCCAGCCCUGUCUGUCCUCGCAGGGGGAGGACGAUGGAGACAACCUCAUCCCCUUUGCCAAGUGCUCCCGGGUGGUCAGUCGGCCCACACCAACCCGCCUGCCUCCCCAGAGCCUCACGCUGGUGCCCCAGCGGUAUGGAGACAUCUUCUGGGAGAGCCUGAGCCAAAGGCGCAGCCCCACCUGGACGGAAGAACAGAACAUCCCUUCCAUGCUGAGGGCCAUUGGUUGCUCCCAGCCUGGCCUGUACCCCCUUGAGGGGCUCCCAGCCCCUGAGGUGCUUUGCAGAAGAAAGAGGAGGAGGCCACAUUUGGCGGGAAUGCAGAAGGGACCUUCUGGUGUCCCAGCCCAGGUGAGGGCUGUCACUUAUCACCUAGAGGAUCUAAGGAGGCGACAGAGAAUCAUCAAUGAGCUGAAGAAGGCCCAGUGGAGUGACCCGGGGGCCACAUCUGAGCCCCUGGCACAUGCCUCUGCGGGCUGUGGAGUCCCCAGCGCCACCGACUAUCCGGGUCUGGAAGAGGCGAGGGCCGCCUAUCCACAGGAGGAGGGCCGCCCUGUCACCACUGGCCGGACCCAGCUGCUCUGGUCCCCCUGGAGCCCCCUGGGCCAGAGGUCUGGGCUCCCCAGACGACUGGGCUCUCUGGCCUCCUACAGCGCUGUCCCAGCAGACAGGAACCGCCGCCACUCCUCCUGGCGCACGGAGAUGCAAUCUGAGGAACUUUCCCAGCUGCCUCCCUGCGCUGGGCACUAGGUGCUAACAGCUCCCUUGAACGCCCGUGUCAAGCCACCCCCCACAGGGCUCCCUACACCUGUCGCCCCCGGCCAACCGGCUGGCACUGUGUUCUUUGCUCUGCUCGGGUAUUAAAAAGCAAGCGUGUUGA